Molecule: messenger RNA, 7301 nt
Organism: Myxocyprinus asiaticus (Chinese sucker)
Lineage: Eukaryota; Metazoa; Chordata; Actinopteri; Cypriniformes; Catostomidae
Product: receptor-type tyrosine-protein phosphatase U
Exons: 31
Coding region: 143-4495 (1450 amino acids)
Biological process (GO): protein dephosphorylation
Cellular component (GO): membrane
Molecular function (GO): protein tyrosine phosphatase activity; protein binding
Source: RefSeq, a predicted model, not a curated record
UUCACGCGACUCUGAACUGCUCUUCGGCUGGAUUUCGGGAAUCGAUGAACGGGAGUCGGUUCACUCGCAACUUCACCAUCCAAACUGCUGGAGCCAUUGAAAUGAUUGCGACUUGUUUUCCCAUCUGGACUAAGAGCAUAAAAUGAAUACCUGCGCAUUUCUCUUGAUUCUGGCUGUUCAGAUUCACGCCGAUAGCGUUGAGGGACCAACAGCUGGCUGUACGUUUGAUGAGGACUCUGACCCCAGUCUGUGCGAGUUUAGUCAAGGGGAGGAGGAUGACUUUGAUUGGCAGCUGUUCCGUGCCCAUGCCUCGCAGCACUCCACCUCUGAUCUUAUGCGUGGCUCCUACAUGUUGGUCAACUCCUCCCAGCAUGCAGCGGGGCAGAGGGCUCAGCUUCUGCUUCAGACACUAAGUGAAAACGACACGCACUGCGUCCAAUUCAGCUACUUCCUGUACAGCAGAGACGGCCACAGCCCAGGGGCACUGCGGGUUUAUGUGCGGGUCAAUGGUGGGCCGCUUGGCAUUCCCGUGUGGAACAACUCAGGCUCGCGUGGACGACAGUGGCACCAGGUGGAACUGGCAGUCAGCACAUUCUGGCCAAACGAGUACCAGAUAUUGCUGGAGGCAACUGUGGACCGUCAAGGCUACAUUGCUGUUGAUGACAUACUCCUGUUGAACUACCCCUGCUAUAAAGCCCCUCAUUUCUCCCGUCUGGGUGACGUGGAAGUCAAUGCUGGACAAAACGCCACUUUCCAGUGUGUGGCAGCAGGCCGUCCAUCUGAAGCAGAAAAGUUCUUAUUAGAGCGGCACAAUGGUGAAGUGUCGUCAGGUGCUUCUGUCAAGCACUUGGGUCGCAAUCGCUUUGCGGUGUCCUUUCAACUAGAGGACAUCCAGAAGCCAGAGCAGGACCUGUACCGCUGCGUCACACAAUCCUCCAGAGGCUCCGGCGUCUCCAACUUUGCUGAACUCAUUGUCAAAGUACCCCCGUCUCCCAUUGCUCCGCCUCAGCUGCUGAGGGCCGGGUCCACCUAUCUGAUCAUUCAACUCAACACCAACUCCAUCCUGGGUGAUGGCCCCAUCAUCCGGCGGGAAAUCGAAUAUCGGGCCAGCCAGGCACCCUGGUCAGAGAUCCUUGGAGUCAACAUGGUCACCUAUAAGCUCUGGCACCUGGACCCAGAUACUGAGUACCACAUCAGUGUGCUGCUCUCCAGGCCAGGCGAGGGUGGGACUGGGCCACCUGGACCACCCCUCAUCAGCAAAACGAAAUGUGCAGAACCCAUGCGGGCACUGCGUGGUCUUAGAGCCUCAGAGAUUCUGUCCCGUCAGCUGACCUUGCAGUGGGAGAUGCCGGCCUUCAACCUGACCCGCUGCCAUACAUUCUCUGUCUCCUUGUGCUACCGCUACACGACCGCAGGGGGCGGCGGUGGGCAUAACACCACCGUCAGAGAGUGCCUGGCUGUGGAGCACAACACCUCCCGCUUCACCCUCAGAGAUCUGCCCCCUUAUCACACUAUCCAAAUACGCCUGGCACUUGCCAACACCGAGGGCAAGAAGGAAGGGAAGGAGGUCACGUUUCAGACUGAGGAGGACAUUCCUGGUGGCAUUGCUCCUGAGUCUCUUACCUUCACCCCCUUGGAAGAUAUGAUCUUCCUCAAGUGGGAGGAGCCAGUGGAACCCAACGGCCUCAUCACGCAGUAUGAGAUUAGCUACCAGAGCAUUGAAUCUUCAGACCCAGGGAUCAACGUUCCAGGCCCGCGGCGCACUGUAUCCAAGCUGAGGAACGAGACUUACCAUAUGUUCUCCAACCUGCAUCCUGGCACCACCUAUCUAAUCUCUGUUCGGGCGCGCACUGCCAAGGGUUUUGGCCAAACAGCUCUCACUGAGAUAACCACCAAUAUUUCUGCUCCUACGUUUGAUUAUGGGGACAUGCCAUCACCCCUGAGUGAGACCGAAAGCACCAUUACAGUUCUGCUACGUCCAGCUCAAGGCCGCGGAGCUCCUGUUAGUACGUAUCAAGUGGUUGUGGAGGAGGAAGCCAGCAGGAAGGUGAAGAGAGAGCUUGGUGUUCAGGAAUGCUUCCCCAUUCCUACCUCUCAUGGUGAGGCCCAGGCGCGUGGAGCUCCAAACUACUACACAGCCGAACUGCCACCGAGCAGCCUGCCCGAGGCCACACCCUUUACUGUGGGGGACAACCACACCUACAAUGGCUACUGGAACAGCCCCCUAGACCCCAGGAAGAACUACCUCAUCUACUUCCAGGCCAUGAGCAACUUCAGAGGGGAAACAAGGAUAAACUGCAUCCGCAUCGCCCGUAAAGCUGCCUGUAAAGACCACCAGCGAGCUCUGGAGGUCACUCAGCGCUCAGAGGAGAUGGGACUGAUCCUGGGAGUAUGUGCCGGUGGGCUGGUGGUCCUAAUUCUGCUACUGGGGGCCAUUAUCAUAAUCAUCAAAAAAGGAAGGGAUUACUACUCAUACUCUUAUUAUCCUAGGAAGCCGGGGAACAUAAAUAAGACCCCCAUUACAUACAGGCAAGAGAAGAGUAAUAUGAUGGGCUCCAUGGAGCGCAGUUUCACUGAUCAGAGCACUCUGCAAGAGGACGAGAGGAUGGCCUUGUCAUUUAUGGACACCCACACAUGCAGCACCCGCAGUGAUCCACGGAGCUCCAUGAAUGAGUCCAGUAGUCUGCUGGGUGGAUCGCCCAGACGGCAGUGCGGGCGUAAAGGAUCACCCUAUCACACGGGUCAGCUUCACCCAGCAGUUCGAGUGGCUGACCUCCUGCAACACAUCAAUCAGAUGAAAACAGCAGAGGGCUACGGCUUUAAACAGGAGUAUGAGAGCUUCUUUGAUGGCUGGGAUAUCAAUAAGAAGAAGGAUAAAACUAAAGGCAGAUGCGAUACACUGAUGGGUUAUGACCGCCACAGGGUGAAAUUGCACCCACUGCUCGGGGAUCCCAACUCCGACUAUAUCAACGCCAAUUACAUCGAUAUUCGGAUAAACAGGGAAGGUUACCAUCGAUCCAACCACUUCAUCGCCACUCAGGGGCCCAAGCAGGAGAUGGUGUAUGACUUUUGGAGGAUGGUUUGGCAAGAGAACUGCUUCAGUAUUGUCAUGAUCACCAAGCUAGUGGAGGUGGGCAGGGUGAAAUGCUGUAAGUAUUGGCCGGAUGAGUCUGAGAUGUACGGAGACAUAAAGAUUACACUGCUGAAGACGGAAACUCUGGCAGAGUACACAGUGCGAACUUUCGCCCUGGAGCGGAGGGGCUACUCCGCCAAGCACGAAGUGUGCCAGUUUCACUUUACAUCAUGGCCUGAGCACGGAGUCCCGUACCACGCCACGGGUCUGCUAGCCUUCAUUCGCCGUGUCAAAACUUCCACCCCACCUGAUGCUGGACCUGUUGUGGUUCACUGCAGUGUUGGAGCGGGCCGAACUGGCUGCUAUAUUGUGCUGGAUGUGAUGCUUGACAUGGCAGAGUGUGAAGGAGUGGUGGACAUCUACAACUGCGUGAAGACCCUCUGCUCACGGCGCAUCAACAUGAUCCAGACAGAGGAGCAGUACAUAUUUAUUCACGAUGCUAUUCUGGAGGCGUGCCUGUGUGGGGAGACGACUAUCCCGGUUAAUGAGUUCGCCAUCGCUUAUAAAGAGAUGCUUCAGGUUGAUUCUCAGAGCAACUCCUCACAGCUUCGAGAAGAGUUUCAGACACUAAACUCUGUGACACCACAUCUGGAUGUUGAGGAGUGCAGCAUCGCACUGUUACCACGAAACCGGGAGAAGAACCGAAGCAUGGAUGUUCUCCCACCGGACCGGGCCUUGGCAUUCCUGGUGACCACUGAGGGCGAGAGCAACAACUAUAUUAAUGCUGCCCUGAUGGACAGUUUCCACCGGCCUGCUGCCUUCAUCGUAACCCCCCACCCGCUACCUGGCACGACGUCCGACUUCUGGAGGCUGGUGUUUGACUACGGCUGCACCUCUGUGGUCAUGCUGAAUCAGCUGAACCAGUCCAACUCUGCCUGGCCUUGUGUGCAGUAUUGGCCUGAACCUGGUCUUCAGCAGUAUGGUCCUAUGCAAGUGGAGUUUCUGUCUAUGUCUGCAGAUGAGGACAUCAUCACCCGUCUUUUCCGGGUCAAAAAUGUGACAAGACUGCAGGAGGGUCAGCUGGUCGUGUGCCAGUUCCAGUUCCUGCGCUGGUCGGCAUAUCGUGACGUACCUGACUCCAAAAAGGCCUUCCUCAACCUGCUAGCCAGUGUGCAGAAGUGGCAGAGGGAGUGUGGGGAAGGUCGUACCGUGGUCCACUGCCUGAAUGGUGGUGGCCGCAGUGGAACAUACUGUGCCAGUAACAUCCUGAUGGAGAUGAUCCAAUACCAAAACAUGGUGGAUGUCUUCUAUGCUGUCAAAACCCUUCGUAAUGCUAAGCCCAACAUGGUAGAGACACUGGAGCAGUAUCGUUUCUGUUAUGAACUGGUUUUGGAGUAUUUGGACUGCUUGGAGGUCAGAUAGCGGACUCCCCCUCCCCAUCCCAGCCCAAGCUAACCACCAUGCAUGAAGCAGGACCACUGGCAGACUCACUUUCAUAGCCUGAUCUCCCUUUGCACUUCACUCCCCUUCUUUCUGUCAUCUUUCUCAAUGAGGAAGGAGAUGAUGCAAAGACAAACCCAGGGAGUAGAGUUUUUUUCACAUUCACCCCAAACAUCUAAACUUGCUACACUCUGUUGUCAUGGCUAUUUUUGUUUUUGAGUAUUUUUUAAGCAUAUUGUUUCCUUAGAGCUGUGAGCAAUUCUGCAAAAAUGUUCCAAAGCCUGGCUUGGUGCAGUGUGUUUGGUUUACCUCUGCUUACAGAGACUGUGAGCUGUUUCUAAAAACAGCAGAUUUACUUUUACACCUGCCUGUUACUCUCUGGCUGACUGGACUGAAGAGCCGAAAUAAACAUCAGUUGGAGGAGGUCUCUUCAUGUGCAGCUCAGUAGAGCUAAGAGUCUAGCGUCUGUACCAUGGCCCUUAAAAGGAGUCAGGCACCUGCCAUGUCCUUUAAAAGGAGCCAAAUGGAAAACACACACACACACACACACAUGCAUGUACAAACGCUCAUAUACACACUUACACACUGAACCAACCAGCAGACAGAUUUCCAUCAACUGCCUAUCAAGACAUUGAUGCCUUCACUUCAACUGUGUGACCAGUGUUGAACGUAAGGCCUUGGGACUGCAUAGCAAUCGCAGUGUUUUAAACUAUUGCCUCUGAAGAGCGACCCUAUUGGUACUUCUAUCAACUGGAUACUGAGUUUGUUCCUUUGUACAUGGUGCCAUAUGUCUCAAGAGGAUUGUCGGCGGAAAACGUGGCUACCCCACUGUGACUUUCCUUGUAGUGGCUGUUGUCUUUUUUCCACUCACCUGUAUAUAAACUUAAUGUCUGCUUGAAAUCCCUUAAUUCUUAAGGUGUAAGUCUCAAGUACUAACAGUGGCCCUGUGUGCUUAAAGCAAAGGAAGUACAUUAGCAAAGGGGCAGACGUGAUGGCAUUCUUAAGCUGGCGAUGGAUUACAGCCUGACCUUUAUCUUCUCCUCAAUAGUUUUGAGAGAGCGCCGUUAAUAGUCUUUUUACAACAGUGCUGAAAACGGGAACAGAGGUGAUGCAGUGUCGGAGGUGGAGAAAAGGACGAAAACAAUCUGCUUCUUUUCACUUAUAACUAUUUAUCUGACUGACUUGUGUACUUUGAGUGGAUUUUGUUUAACAAUUGUGAGUGUACAACAGAAUCCUGGGCUCAAAAUUCUUCAAAGCAUCCCUUUAAUUUUACACGUCCACAGUCAAUUUCUGUUCCAUUUCAACAUGUCAUCAGUUUUAUUUGGUGUUUUCCUCUAAUAGCCUGAUAAAACAGAUAGUUAACAGUCUGCUGGUGCUUUCCUGUAAGAGGAGACAGCCAUGCGUUAAGUGAUAAAAAUGCUAAGUACCAAUUUAAACUAUUUACCGCUAUUUAAGCUGAAGUGUGUAAUUUUUGCGCCCCUAGUGUCACUAAAAGUAAUUGCAAACAUUUUUUCAAACAGGUCUCCCUAUCACUCCCCCUGUUUCCUAUUUGUUGAACAAACAGAUAGUCCCACCCCAAUCUCAAGUCAUUUCUUGAGCCAAUGUUGCUGUGUCAGACUGGACGGAUGCUCAAAUGACAGAGCAAUGUUUUGAUAGUGCCACAGAGCCAGUGUUUACCCUUUUUUUUUUUUUUUUUUUUUUUUUUUUAAGAAAUCAGUCUAAAAAUGGCUUACUUAAUAGUUUUAUGCAUAUUAAGCUGAGAAAGGAGAAAGUAUACUAUUUUGACAUUAACAAAAAUCACACUUCAGCUUUAAUGUACAAUAGUUUCAACAAGCACAAAAUCAAACAGUCAGAGAAUAUCUACUCUAAUCAGUAUUAGACACACACUUCACUCAAAUUGUUAUGACCCCAACUGUGAAAUGUAGUAAAUUGCCAUAUCAGCAAAAUGCCAAGUUAGCAAACCACAAAAGCGUGCUCCCAAUGAGUUCAUUACUCUUCAUACAGCAUCUCAGAUGUCAGCUUACCCCAGUCCACACUGAGUGACAGCUCAUCACAGCCUGAAAUGCCUGAUGGUGUUAACAAGCUAGUUAAGAUAGAGCAGUCUGUGAUCAGAUAUGGGUGCUAAUAACAGUGUUGUCACUUAUUUCAGUACAAUGCUUUAGAUCAUUGGAUUUUUUUGGGAAAGUGCCUGGACACUCAAAUUUACAGUGGAAAGUAUGUGUACAUAUAGAUGUAUAUUUGUGUUUUGUGAAUAGUUUGUGAAUAAAGCUUGUUUGGACAGAUUUUAAAAGUAAUAGAAAGAGUUGAAUGUACUGUAUACUGUAAGACCUUCUAUUUUCUAAAUAUGCCGCAAGAAGAUCUGACACAUCUGCAGUCAAAUGCGGAUGAUCUCUAAAAGCCAUUCCAAAGUCGCCCCUUCAGAAGGCCCAUUUAGUCACUUUAAAUGAUUCUCUUAUGAUUUUUUUUUUUUGCCAUGCUCAUUCCAAAGACAUUAGCCAUCUUAUAAUUGUAGUCACCUCCACUAAAACCGCAUAACUGUUCCUAGUGUCUCGCUUUAAGAGAGCAGGGGACUUUUGCCUUGUGCUGAAACAACUGUAGAGCCAGGUCCUUGUUUUUUGUGCGUUUUGUUUGUUUAUUUGUUUCCUUCCAAGUGUUUCUGUAUUAUACUGAAUGAACUGAAAAAGAACUGUGUUUUUGACCAUGUGUUUGUCGGACAGGAAGAGGACAUGGAAGCCAUGGGGAACUGAGGGUUGGGGUGGGAUGGGGUGUUCAAACAAUAAUAAAAUGU